Antechinus flavipes (yellow-footed antechinus) is the source of this 4790-nucleotide messenger RNA. RefSeq names its product MLLT3 super elongation complex subunit (gene MLLT3). Lineage: Eukaryota; Metazoa; Chordata; Mammalia; Dasyuromorphia; Dasyuridae. Bases 532 to 2190 code for a protein of 552 amino acids. The transcript is spliced from 13 exons. Gene Ontology annotation, cellular component: super elongation complex. The record is from RefSeq and is a predicted model, not a curated record. Gene Ontology annotation, biological process: regulation of DNA-templated transcription.
ACCGGGUUCUGUGUCUAGUGUCAGUAGCUCCCAGCUCAAGGCGCAUGCUCCGAAAUCCAGUCUCAGCCCCUGCUGCUGUUGCUGCUGUUUGGUUGCUUUUGCUUUGGCUGUCGGGGCUCAGUUUAAUAAGAGGGAGAGAGAGAAAGAGAAAGAGAGAGAGAGAUAGAGAGAAAGAGAGAAGAAAGAGAGAGAUAUAGAAGCAGACUGAGAUUGAGAGAAAGAGAGAAAGCGAGAGAGACAGAGAGAGAGAGACAGGGCAAGGGGAGGGGGGGUAAAGACAGAGAAUGUCCGCCAUCUACCCUCUUCUCCUAGGCGCACUCUCAUUCAUAUCAGCUUCUUCAUGAAUUACAGCUGAGAAGGGGAGGGUGGGGGCGGGGGGGAGUCGGGGUAGCAAAAAACACCCCAGCAAACCUCCGGGCCCCCAGGCAUGGCCAGCUCGCCGCUGCAGCAGCCGGGAGCAGAGUGUGUACUGUACAGGGCGGACUCUCAGCAGUAGCGGCACCGGAGGCGGGCGCCGCAGUCGCCGCUAGGAUGUGUGCUGUUCAGGUGAAGCUGGAGCUAGGGCACCGAGCCCAGGUUAGGAAGAAACCCACCGUGGAGGGUUUUACCCACGACUGGAUGGUGUUUGUUCGCGGACCCGAGCACAGUAACAUUCAGCACUUUGUGGAGAAAGUCGUCUUUCACUUGCAUGAAAGCUUUCCUAGGCCAAAAAGAGUGUGCAAAGAUCCACCUUACAAAGUAGAAGAAUCUGGGUAUGCUGGUUUCAUUUUGCCAAUUGAGGUUUAUUUUAAGAACAAGGAAGAACCUAAGAAAGUCCGCUUUGAUUAUGACUUAUUCCUGCACCUUGAAGGCCAUCCACCUGUAAAUCACCUCCGUUGUGAAAAGCUAACUUUCAACAACCCCACAGAGGACUUCAGAAGAAAGCUGCUGAAGGCAGGAGGGGAUCCCAAUAGGAGUAGCCAUACAAAUAGCAGCAGCACCAGUGGUAACAGUUUCUCAAAACCUCACAAGUUAUCAAAGGAGCACAAGGAAAAACCUCCUAAAGACUCAAGAGAACAUAAAAGUGCCUUCAAAGAACCUUCCAGGGAACAUAACAAAUCUUCCAAAGAAUCCUCUAAGAAACCCAAAGAAAACAAACCACUAAAAGAAGAAAAAAUAGUUCCUAAGAUGGCCUUCAAGGAACCUAAACCCAUGUCAAAAGAGCCAAAACAUGAAAGCAGCUUACUUACCAUCACAGGGGGGCAACAGCAAGACAAAAAAGCCCCCAGUAAAAGGCCCCCUGUUUCAGAGUCUGAGGACCUUGCAGCCAAAAAAAGGAAAAAAAGCAGUUCGGAGGCUUUGUUUAAAAGUUUUUCUAGUGCCCCACCACUGAUACUUACUUGUUCGGCUGAGAAAAAACCUACAAGAGAUAAAUCUCAUGUCAAGAUGGGAAAGGUAAAAAUGGAAGGUGAUACAUCAGAGAAGAAGAAAUCAACUUUACCCCCCUUUGAUGAUAUUGUGGAUCCCAAUGACUCUGACAUGGAGGAAAACAUGUCCUCUAAAUCUGAAGGACAUCCUGCAGAUCUUUCAGAAGAUUUGGAAAAUCCUGAUUGGAAGAUGAGAGAGUCUGAACAACCUAGUCCAGCCAGUUCAAGUUCAAGCUCAAGUUCCAGCUUUACUCCAUCCCAGACCAGACAACAAGGUCCAUUAAGGUCUAUAAUGAAAGAUCUGCAUUCUGAUGACAAUGAAGAUGAAUCAGAGGAAGCAGAUGAAAAUGAUAAUGACUCCGAAAUGGAGAGACCUAUAAAUACCCGAGGAGGCAGUCGGAGUCGAAGAGUUAGCUUAAGCGAUGGCAGUGACAGUGAAAGUAGUUCUGCCUCUUCUCCUCUACGGCAUGAACCCCCACCGCCUUUAUUAAAAACCAACAGCAACCAGAUUCUUGAAGUGAAAAGCCCAAUAAAGCAAAGCAAAUCUGAUAAGCAAAUAAAGAAUGGGGAUUGUGACAAGGCAUAUCUAGAUGAACUAGUAGAACUCCAUAGAAGGUUAAUGACAUUGAGGGAACGGCAUGUACUUCAACAGAUUGUAAACCUUAUAGAAGAAACUGGACACUUUCAUAUCACGAAUACAACCUUUGACUUUGACCUUUGCUCUCUGGAUAAAACCACAGUUCGUAAACUACAGAGUUACCUGGAAACAUCUGGAACAUCCUGAGGAUACAGCAACUGGAUACAUCGAAAACUAUCGGGGCUCCUAUUAUUUUUUUUUUGGUUGUGGUUUUUUUUUUUUUUAAUAUGAAACACUCAGAAUGAUGCAACCAAAAGGAAAAAAAAAUAAAAAUGAAACAACCCUCUUCAGCUUUAUUUUUCUUUAAAGCCAGUCAUCAUCUCUUGAUAAAGGAGAGGUUAAGUGACAAGACUCAGAGGAUCGCUCUUCUUACCAAGAAAAUACUCCAGAAGAGUUAGCCUGGAUAGCCUCGAAAAAAAAAAUUCAAAACAAACAAAAAAAAACUCGUUCUUAAUGAAUGUGUUAUGGUAUCAUGUAUCUCUCUGUGGGGUUCCAUUCCACAAGAUGAAUACAUGUUCAACACACUGCCUUAUAACUGAUCUAUUUAUUAUUGCAUACAGCUAUUCUAAUGUCAUUGAGGGAAUGACACUACCAGAUGUAAUAACUACUCGAGUCCCACCUAUGCUCCUUUGGAUGCAGGACCAGUACCCAGUGACCUUACCCAUUUUUAUGCCACUUACUAAUGACUUUUCUUAGUCACUUGAAAUGUUACAAUCUUGUUUCUGUCUUUAUUUUUUUUCCCAGUUCUGGAAACAAAGUACAAAUUGGGAAGGGGAGGGACCAAACAAUAAUUCUGAUUUUCUUUGGGGUCUUUCUGCUUUGAGUUGAAUCCAGUCUGUCUGUAUCUAUACAGUGAUCUUUGGAUCAUGGUAGAAAAUACAUCAAAUAGGACCAUAUGAUUUACUCUCUAACCUUAGUCAAUAAACCAGUGAGACUUUUUUUAAAAAAAAAAAAAAAACAAAAAAAAAUUAUUAUAAGCUAUCCCAAAUCCAGCAUUGUUGACUGUCAACAAUAUUUUUUAUAUCUUUUUAUCUGGAAUUGAAGGCAUUCCACAGGAUCAUCAACUUUUUUUUUUUUAGGGGGAAAAAAUACUGGUCCUGUUUUCUAAAGAAACCUUGUAGAAAAUUCUACAUUUAAAACUAUUUAUUAUUUGGAAUUUUCAACACUCUCCUGCUGCCUAUGUGUUACCUACCUUUUUCAUAAAACUGGGAUAAGAGAGUUUUGUUUGUUAAUAUUAUCUGCUUAGACUUUUUUUUUAACCUUUGAAAAUUAAAAAUCUUUUUUUUUUUAAUUCUAUGUUGUUCUACAAUGACAUUAGAUUAUGGACUGACUUGCAGUUUCAGCAGUUUAGUAGCUAUUUAGGUAGCAUACUUGUGUUUCCAGAAGAAUUUCUUCAGUUGCUGAAAAGAGGGUGAUUGUUUCAUUAUCUGAACCCUUAUGUCUAGGAGGGACUCUGUCCUGCAACGUGUAAAACAAAGCAGAUGAAUUUUUUUCUUUUCAAAGGUGGGGGGUUGGCCAAAAAUACUUUUGAUGCUGUUACUCCAUCCUCUCCAUGGAUCCCUUAAGUCCUUGUUUUAGGACUUCAUCCCUCUGAAAGGAAGAGGAAUAAAGAAAUACUUCUGGAUCCAAAGGUUUGUUCAAUGGAUCGGCUUUAAGGAAACAUGAUGCUUGUUGAUAGAUCAGUAUCUCUCAUGUUUACUUACAUGCCAGAUACCAUCUUUUACAUAUUGGGAUUAGUGUCUGUAUAGUAGUGGUAUUUCCAGGCGUCCAUUAAUGUAAAUGCGGAUUCAUAGUGGAGUUAUUUCUACAUAAUCAAAUUGGAAUUUUUUCAUUGUUUCUUUACGUCCAAAGAGAAGACUUUGUUUUUUGUUUUUUUUUUUCUUUUAAAAAAAAUCUUAAAUUAUGAUUCAAACCAUGCUCCAUGGAAGGUCUCUGUAAGGCUUCUUCCAAAAGAACAAGUGUACUUUUUUCAGUAAUGUUAUGACUCUUAAUGAUGAUUGGCAUGAAACUUACUUGAAGCAUUUGUUGUUGUUGAGUCCACAUUUCAAUGUGCAAUUGCAGAAGAAUCUUCUUUCUGAAUCAUUUUGGACAUUUGGUGGUUGAUGUUGGGUUUUGUGUAGGUUUGGCUCUUUUUUUUUUUUUUUUUAAAACAUUGUGGGGCUAGGGGAGGGUCAAUGUUUAUAUGAAACCGUUUGCAAAUUUUCAAAGCAAUCUUUAAAAAAAAAUGUUGAACUCCUAGUACACAGUCAACUUGGUAUCUUUUUAUUAGUUAAACCCAAUACUUACAUAUGUAGUUUGGACCAUUUUGACUUUUCUAACUAAAUUUUGUGGCAAAAACUCAGAAUUUGGGGAGGGGAAUAACUUUGCAUCUCUUUUAUAGAAUUGUUAUUUACAUACAGACAUUUCAUCCAUGAACUUACUAGCCAAGCACAAAGAAAAUAUAAGUAAUAUUCCAAAAGGAAAGAUGGGGAAAAUUAAAGAUAAUUACUUUGGAGAUGAGUUUAGACUCACAUUUAGGAAAUUCAUGAAUUGCCUUGAAAAUAUUGCCAAAAUGAAGAGUCUCUGAUUUGUUGUUAAAAUUGGGAAGAAUGUAAUUAUUCCCUAUUCUUAGUGACAACAAAAUGAGUUUUCCACAAAAUUUUGAUAGAAUAAGAGUCAUGCGGUGUUGAUCUUUUUUAAAAAAAGUUUUACAUUAGCUAUUUUCAUCUAAUUUUGUAUGCAGAAACAAUAAAUCCUUUUUUCAAUUA